AUGUCGGCACGUGCAGCUUUUGGAAGAUGGUGCUGCUCACGUGAGUGGUUCUCUGAUGCCAAAAGCAAAAACUCUGCGACCGCUCUAGCGUCUUCCUUUACCAACGAGUUAAAUUCUGCUGUUGAUAGGUUAUUCCCGUUUAAGGUUAUUAGAAUUCAUAACUCUGACAAACCAUGGAUGACGCCUGCAUUAAAAAACUGAUUUAUCAAAGCCAAAAAGCCUUUCAUUCUGGUAACCUUGACCUCUGGCGUCACUAUAGACUUAAAGUCCGAAACGACAUAGGAGUGAAAAAGCGUGCAUAUUAUACGAACAAGGUACAACACCUAAAAUCCAGUGACUCCAGAAAAUGGUGGGACUGUGUUAACCAGAUGUCCGGGAAAAAAAGAUCUGCAACCAAUAACAUUAAGAUCGUUAAGAAUGGUACCACUCUAUCUGGUAAAGAUCUCGCCCAAUCACUUAACACCUAUUUCUUAAGCGUGAGUAAUGACCUACCACCACUGAAUCCUCUCCUGCUACCUGCCUUUCUCCCUGCACCAAGGCCUGUACCAAAAAUUUUCCCUGACGAAGUUUGCACUAAGAUGCUCAAUACAAAAGUUUUCAAAUCCAGCGGUCCUGACAAUAUUCCUAACCGGAUUAUUAAGGAUUUCGCGUACGAAUUGGCCGAACCUGUAUGUCACAUCUUUAAUACAUCUCUGUCCACUGGUGAAUUCCCUAACAUAUGGAAAGAUGCAUUAAUUACACCAAUUCCUAAAGCGCCAUCCGUAUCCUGUGAGGAGGAGUUGCGCCCAAUCUCCCUUACAGCCUCUUUGUCCAAAAUUCUUGAGGACUUUGUGGUCAAUUGGAUGGUGGAUGACGUGAAACAUAAAAUCAACCCGCAACAAUUUGGUUGCCUUAAAGGAACCUCUACAACGUUUUGCUUGAUCGAUAUGAUCAACAAUUGGCUGAGAACAUUGGAUGAUAAAUCGAGCUAUCUGCGGAUCGUUUUCCUCGAUUUCAGUAAAGCGUUCGACCGCAUCGACCAUAAUAUCCUGGUCCCAAAGUUGCUGGCCCUUGGCGUCAGAUUGUCGCUUAUUCCAUGGAUAUGCAGCUUUCUCUCAAAUCGCCGUCAAUCGGUAAAGAUCGACAAUUUCCAAUCUGAUUGGGGCAUCAAUAACGCAGGUGUCCCUCAAGGAACCAAAUUGGGCCCUAUUUUGUUCAUAAUUAUGAUCAACGAUCUUGAACUGGCAUCCUCUAGCACUGACCAUUGGAAAUACGUGGAUGACGUAACAAUAUCGGAGUCCUUAAAGAAAAAUGAAGUUUCAGUCCUACAAUCUGAUCUUAACACAAUUGAAAGAUGGACUGUUAAUAACAACAUGAAAUUGAACGGAAAGAAAUGCAAAGAAAUGAUAGUGAGUUUCGUCCGUAGCGAGAAUGACAUCCCCCGACUCCUCAUUGAUGGUUUACCUCUAGACUUAGUUCCUUCUUUCAAAAUUUUGGGCUUAACCAUGAACAAUAAAUUGAAAUGGCAAGAUAACACUGAAGCGUUAGUUAAAAAGCCUCAAAACGCUUAUACAUUAUUCGUGUCCUACAGCGCUGUGGUCUUCCCCCCAAUGACCUCUUAUUAGUCUACUUUUCUAUGGUGCGCUCUAUCUUAGAAUAUGCCUGUCCUGUCUGGCACACCAUGUUACCAAAGUGUUUGGGGGAUAAAAUUGAAAAAGUUCAAAAAAGAGCUUUCCGUAUUAUUUAUCCGACAACAGAUUACGAAGAUGCUCUCAACAUCGCUAAAUGCAAGCGCCUUGUCGACAGACGUCAAGAGCUAUGUGCUAAAACAUUCAAAAAGAUCUUAAAACCCGAUGCUCACCUCAACCACCUCUUACCCCCACUCCGUGAAGAAUCGCAUGAACUGGACUUAAGAAACAAUUCUAACUUCACAUUAACUAAAUGCAGAACGGAACGUUUUAAAACUAGUUUUAUACCAGCAAUGACUGCUAAUUUUAAUAGUAAAUAAUUUGUAGUAUUUUAACAACUGUACAUAUACGAUAUAUUUAUAUUUAUAUUAUUUGAUAUUCAUCUUUUAUUAUGUUUCUGUAAGCAUAUUGCAAUUCACCUUCGGGUGCCAAAAUGUGUUUCUUAAUAAACCUUUAAUAAUAAUAAUUGUCCAACUGUAUGUUUUCUCAAUUUCCUAGAUAUACCAGUGAAAGUCGAAAUAAAGUCAACAAAUAUCGUGUGUAUUCCUCAGUUAAAGCGUGGUGCUCAACAACUUUCUGCGGAUGAAAACUCUGACUUGGAAAAACAAGUAAGAUUCUUGCAUGUAUAUGUCCUGCUUCAUACUCCUGGGAUAAUUCAUCAUUUUUCAUACUGGAAUCUUUGAGAUUGUUUAUAUUGAGAUUAUUUCACAUGAAUCUACAAUCCUGCAUGGACAAAAAUAUUAUAGAACUCCCCUUGGUCAAUAAUUCAACUUCAGCUGUGCAGGGGCUGGAUUUAUAGAUACACGUGUUGAAGUAAAUAUAGUUGAUUACCUGAUUUGCUCUCUCUUCCAGGUUGCUGUAUUGCAAGAUAAUUUCUUCAAACAUGUUUAUGGAAAAGCGAAUCAUUCUCCCGUAAGUAAAUCACUUCAGCCGGACGUUUGUGUCUUGUGACGUUUGAGGCCAACUUGUGUCGACCUUGCCCCAAGCUUUUCAUGUAACGAAGAAGAGAAAGGUCUGGAAUUAGCCACACAUGGUUGUUGGGAAAUACUGGUACAUCGUGACGUUAUAGUUCUUUUUUGUUAGAAAUUUGUUUGUUUUGGUUGAAGAAAUUGUUAACGCUGAGGAAAAUUUCCCGCGCAGGGCUUGAACCUGCCUUGUUCCCAGAAACCUGAAACUUCGAAAGUGCUUUAUAGCUUGAUUCUGCCAGUUGAGGUAAAUGGAAAUGUUUUUUGUUGUUGUAGAAACCAGUGUUUAGUGAAAAUAUAAGAAUUAAACAUGAUGACAUUGAUAAAGCUUUAUCCAACAUGGCUCCUUCAGUGACACCUGAGGAAAGACUGAAAUAUGCAUCUAUGUAAGUAUACAAAGUAGCAUAUAUAUUCAUACCUUGCAAGAAACAAUCUUCUGUAUAUCCAAUAGCGAUAGCUGAGGUGAAACAUGCAACGACGAUCAUAAUAUUCAGUAAAGUUGAGACAAAGGAUUUGUGCAUGGUGAGGUGUAUGCAGUUCAACAUCAAACGAAGGUCUUCAUUUUUUUGGCUUUAAAGUUUUCCGGGCUUCCAGACCAUCAUAUCUUGCCAGACUAAUGUACUAUUUACAGCAUAAGCGGCUGUGUUGUACCUUACUCUGACCCUAACGAAUCUACACCCCUCUCCUCCGCAGAGGUUUCCGCUAAUCGUGAGCAAGAGAGGAAAUUAUGCAGGCGCGGAACAAGACCAGGACCAGGGAGGGCGGUAUUGAAAACCUAUAGUUAGUUAGUGAGGUUAAAAAGUAAUCCUGCGCAAAUCAUAUAAUUACAAGGAAGAUGGAAAUAUACAAUAUCAUUAUUACUAAAAUCACUAAACUGGCCACAUCCCGCUAAGAAUUUCAAACGGGGAAAGACGUUUGAUAAACGGGGAAAGACGUUUGAUAAUUCCAAAUUCAAUUUUCGUUCAAUCAUGUGAUCAAAUUGUUUCAUCAUUUUGGUCACAUGACUUCACGGUUUGACAUUGCUAAUUAUUCCCAGUCAACUUCGAAACAACUCAGUAUAUUACAAGAUGGAGAUCAUAUUUUCGCUAAAAGGGAGAUCAUAUUAUAACAUAGAUACUAGAUAGAUUGUUCAUUACGAUUAUGGAACUUUAAAAUGAACAUAAAACGAAUAUUUCAUAUAUUCUGUUGCAUUGACCUUCGUUUGGAUGUUUGUGACCUUGUCUAUGACACAGAGUAGAGACAUACAGAGACGUAACUAGUGUACCCACUUUUUUUGUGCGCAUGGUCGGCAAGUUACUAGAUGCAUGCAUCUGAUUGGAUGACGACCUGAUGACGACUCACUUUAAACUUGCUGAGCACGCGCAGUUGAUCAUUUUUCGCCCGAUCGCCUGAAAAAAAGUGGGUACAUGAUAACGUAAUCUUCCGCAGUGUUUACAACGGUCAGUUACGUCUCUGUAUGUCUUAUCUACUAUCGUGUCUAUGACCUUGUUUACGUUUGAAUAACUUGACUGUUGAGUAACGAAUUUCUGACGUUUAAUUCAAAACUACGCACCUGAUUGGAUAAUAAAAUUAGAAACCCAUAUACAAAAAUAAAUUGAUAACAAAAUCGUGAAGUCAUGUGACCAAAAUGAUGAAACAAUUUGAUCACAUGAUUGAACGAAAAUUGAAUUUGGAAUUAUCAAACGUCUUUCCCCGUUUGAAAUUCUUAGCGGGAUGUGGCCAGUUUAGUGAUUUUAGUAAUAAUGAGCCUUAAAAUAAAAUUUUAAAACUAUUUUUCAAAUAAUAAAACAAGCUAGGUGUUAUUUAAUUUAUUGUUUGAUAAGUGUAUGCAUAAUUCCCUUUAAUGUGUAAAAGUGAAAAAAAGUCAAGGCUUUUAUGUGUUUUUUUCUUCAGCUAUCAAUCUUUCAAGAACUCGAAGAAGCCAGCAGCAGAGAGAAAACCCCAGAUGAUAAAACAACGUGCAACACUGGCAUAG
Paramuricea clavata is the source of this 4607-nucleotide messenger RNA. NCBI's taxonomy places the organism in Eukaryota, Metazoa, Cnidaria, Anthozoa, Malacalcyonacea, Plexauridae. The record is from the annotation of a GenBank genome assembly.